GAAGGAACAGAGCAGCUGCGGGGACCUUCCCCAAAGCUGCGAGGCGGCGGAGGCCGCGCGGGUGGAGGACGGGGGAGCGCGGGGAGGGAUUCGGGACGCACCUGGCAGCCGGGGACCGCGGCCACUCCUAGGGGCGCCAGAGCGCCGCCCGCGGCGCUAUGGCUCACGUCAGCUCUCGCAAGCGCUCGAGGAGUCGAAGCCGGUCCCGGGGGCGAGGGUCCGAAAAGAGAAGGAAGAAGAGCAGUAAGGAUGUCCCGAAGAGCUGCUCGGCUUCUAGAUCCCAAGACCACAAGGCCAGCACCAUCUCCUCUGGGGCGGAGGCCUCACCUUCUCCCUGCAUCACAGAGAGAAGCAAGCACAAGGCCCGGAGGAGACCACGGUCCAGCUCCUCCUCCUCUUCUUCCAGUUCUUCUAGCUCUUCUUCCUCUUCGUCCUCCUCCUCUUCCUCCAGUGGUGGCCGGAAGAAGCGGGGGAAGCACAAGGACAAGAAGAGGAGGAAGAAGAAGAAGAAGAAGAAAAGGAAGAAGAAGCUGAAGAAGAAAGGCAAGGAGAAGACAAAGGUACAGCAGGGGGAGGCUCUGCCGGGACCCUCGCUGGACCAGUGGCACCGAUCAGCCGAGGAGGAAGAGGACGGCCCAGUCCUGACGGAUGAACAGAAGUCCCGCAUCCAGGCCAUGAAGCCCAUGACCAAGGAGGAGUGGGAUGCUCGGCAGAGUGUCAUCCGCAAGGUGGUGGACCCGGAGACAGGACGCACCAGGCUCAUUAAGGGAGAUGGCGAGGUCUUAGAGGAAAUCGUAACUAAGGAACGACACCGAGAGAUCAACAAGCAAGCUACCCGCGGGGAUGGCCUGGCUUUCCAGAUGCGAGCAGGGCUGUUGCCCUGAGGGCCCUGCUGGCUAAGUGCUGGUGGUGUGGCCUGGAGACUGGCUUCAGAGUGGGCAGCAGGAAGCCCAGUGGGUGCUGUUUGCCUUUCCUCCUGCGGACUGGCCUCUGGCCCAGCCUCCUCUCAGAUGCAGGGGGUGAGGACGGGGUCACUGGCCUCAUCAGCUCCUCCUUGCAAGAGCAUCACUUCCCAAAUAU
Molecule: messenger RNA, 1080 nt
Organism: Puma concolor (puma)
Lineage: Eukaryota; Metazoa; Chordata; Mammalia; Carnivora; Felidae
Gene: ARL6IP4
Product: ARF like GTPase 6 interacting protein 4
Source: RefSeq, a predicted model, not a curated record